This is a messenger RNA of Lathyrus oleraceus (garden pea), 537 nucleotides long. Its product is annotated as secreted RxLR effector protein 161-like. The transcript is spliced from 2 exons. NCBI's taxonomy places the organism in Eukaryota, Viridiplantae, Streptophyta, Magnoliopsida, Fabales, Fabaceae. The record is from RefSeq and is a predicted model, not a curated record. Bases 1 to 537 code for a protein of 178 amino acids.
AUGGUUGGGGAUUCAGGGUCAGAAAAUGCAGGGUCAGAAGAGACAGAAACAUAUGGAGGUGAUUCUGGUUCAGAGGAUGAUGAAGAUGAAGUGCUUUGGUGGGUUUGUGCAGGUUUAGAGGGAGGAUUACUAUUCAUGUUUACUAGUAGACCAAUUAAUGAGAAUUGGCAAGCUAUUGAGAAAGUCAUGAGGUACCUUAAAAAGACCGUGAAUCUCGGUUUGCAUUAUCAGAGAUUUCCUGUUGUACUUGAAGGAUACAAUGAUGCAGAUUGGAAUACCUUAUCAGAUGAUUCUAAAGCAACUAGUGGAUAUGUAUUCAAUAUAUCUGGAGGAGAUGUAUUUUGGAAAUCAAAGAAACAGACUAUUCUGGCUCAGUCCACGAUGGAGUCUGAAAUGAUAGCAUUCGCGACUGCUAGUGAAGAAGCAAGUUGGUUAAGAUGCUUGCUAGCUGAGAUUCUUUUGUGGGAAAAACAUAUGCUAGCUGUGUUAAUUCACUGUGAUAACACCACAUUUAUUGCAAAAAUUGAGAACCACUAG